UCUAGCUGGAGCCUGGAGGUACUAAACAAGAUGGGAACAUGACAUAUGUUGGACUUUUGUGGGCUCUUUCACAGAUCCGACCGACCAAACAAAAUCAACCUCAUCACAUCUAUUCUUUCUUUCUUUCUUUCAAUUCAACUCUGCAUUUCCUUUCUGCGGAUUCCUGUGGAAUCCAUUUCUUUCAAUUCGAGCUCACAAAAAUGUCGACCCACCAUGCCAAGACGGAUUCCGAAGAUACCAGCCUGGCCCCUUCCUCGCCGAACCGGGCGGUCUACUACGUCCAGAGCCCGUCCCGAGACUCCCACGACGGCGAGAAGACCACCAACUCCUUCCACUCCACCCCCAUCCUCAGCCCCGCCGGCUCUCCCGGCCGCCACUCCCGCAACUCCUCCUCCACCAGAUUCUCCGGCUCUCUCAAACCCGGCUCCCAGAAGUCCACCAACGGCUCCCGCCACCACCACCACAUUAAGACGGAGAAGCAGUGGAAGGAAUUCGGCGCCAUUGAAGAAGAGGGACUCCUCGAUGAAAGCAGUCGCCGGACCGGCCUCCCGCGCCGCUGCUACUUCCCGGCGUUCGUCGUCGGGUUCUUCCUCCUCUUCGGCUUCUUCUCUCUGAUCCUGUGGGGUGUUAGUCGCAAUCAGAAACCUCUACUUACCAUGAAGAGCAUCUCUUUCGAUCAAUUUGUGAUUCAAGCCGGAAUGGACCACUCCGGCGUCGCGACGGAGAUGGUGUCGAUGAACUGCACCGUCAAGUUUGUGUUCCGUAACGAAGGAACGUUUUUCGGGACCCACGUAACGUCUACGCCGUUAGAUCUCUCAUAUUCCGAGCUCACCGUCGCUACAGGAACGAUUAACCAGUUCUAUCAAUCGAGAAAGAGCCAGAGGACGGUAACGGUGACGUUAAGAGGGAACGGGAUUCCGUUAUACGGCGGCGGUGCUGACCUGACGAGCAAUGACGGAAAGCCGACGGUGCCGGUGCCGUUGACGUUGAGAUUUAAGGUGAGAGCAAGGGCUUAUGUGUUGGGCCAGCUGGUGAAGCCCAAGUUUUAUAGAAGGGUCCAGUGCUCGGUUGUUUUGGAUCCAAAGAAGAUGAAUGUGCCCAUUAAGCUCAAGAAAAGCUCUUGUACUUAUUCAUAAUGAGUCACGUUUGAUUUUUUUGUUAUGUACUAUAAAUGUAGUCGUUUCCAUUAGGAUAGAUGGGGGCAAAUAAUCUCUAUGUCCGACAUUUUUGGUUUUCCUUUCUUCUUUUGAAAAAUCGGAUGCAUUGGUCUGAGUAAAGCCCAUGGAUUUUCGGUCAAUUUGAGAAUUUGUCACUUACUUUUGUUAGGUUUUGAAUAUUUUCACUUUUGGAGUUUCUGCAUUUUGAGUAUUAAAGUGAUACUUUUCACAGUAAUCAGAAUGUUAAGCAUAAGUGGCGAAGGAACAUGGAGAUUGGAGACUAGAUGUGUGCCAGUUCUGUCGAGAGUUUGGAUUGCUCCACUGUUCUAUCGUGUUCCCGUAUCGGUCACCUCCACUUGCUUGCGCAGCCACGGUAGCAGCUACUACGAGCCCUCUGUCGCACACAUCUAACCAGUUGAGAUGCGUAAUCUUUGUGCGAUGGCAGAUGAAAGUAAUUGAACAAUACCAGCCCAGAUGGUUGCUUGUGCUAGUGAACUCUAUGGCUGAACAGGUGAAGACUGAAGACUAGUCUGAUGCUAAAUGUAUGAAAAUGUUGGUACCCUAGGAAUCAUGCCUUUCAUGAAAAGGGAGAGCUACCAUAGCUCACUCAAACUUUAUUUUUUUUUCCUGAAGAGCUGUGGAGAAAUUUCGGUGUCGGUGCGACUUCAGAACUAUGACUGGAGGAAUUACAGAACCCGAUUGGAGGAGUGAAGAAGCGGGAGAAAUGGACACCUCCCAGCAAGGGGUGAGCUAAAGUCAAUUUUGAUGGCGCAUUUGCUAUGGAGAUCGGAAUCAAUGAGCAUUGGCUUCGAUGUGAUAGAUUGCAAAACUCGUAAAUCAAUCAAGAUGUGUAGUGAAGUGGUUGAAGUUGAAGUUAGUGCAUUUUCCAGUUGCAGCAGAAAGAAAACACAAACUACAUUGAAAUUGGACAAUGCUGAGGUGAUCUAGAGUCUCUGGACGAUCAUGGCUACUUGAGCAUCUUGGACUCUGUUGGUUCAGGAAAUUAAGAGCCCGUUUGAUAGUUUACACAUUAAAACUUUACAUGCAAAAUGAUUACACGUAAAGUGUAGGGCUGUAAUUAGUUUGCACGCAAAUUAACUAAUACAAGUACAUUGUUUGGUGAUCUAUAUAUUCU
Molecule: messenger RNA, 2292 nt
Organism: Cuscuta epithymum
Lineage: Eukaryota; Viridiplantae; Streptophyta; Magnoliopsida; Solanales; Convolvulaceae
Source: the annotation of a GenBank genome assembly